UUGGAAUCAGUGUUCUUGAGUGUGGACCCAUAUAUGAGGAUAUAUAGUAGUCAAAAAAUGAAGGAAGGGGACAUUACGAUAGGAGCCCAGGUUGCCAGGCUAUAUGGAAGAGAAAUGAUGAAGGAAGGGGAUGUUAUGAUAGGAACCCAGCUUGCCAGGGUAACAGAGAGUAAACAUCCUGGGUUUCCAGUGGGAGGAUACUAUGUUGCACAGGCUGGAUGGACAACGCACUUUAUAUCUGAUGGCAAAGAACUACAUGCAUUACCCUCUUGCUGGCCUGAAUCUCUGCCUAAUCACUGGCACUUGGAGCCAUAGGCAUGCCUGGUCUAACCGCAUACUUU
Molecule: messenger RNA, 341 nt
Organism: Staurois parvus
Lineage: Eukaryota; Metazoa; Chordata; Amphibia; Anura; Ranidae
Source: the annotation of a GenBank genome assembly